AUGGCAUCUGCUCAACAUUUCAACCAUGACUCUCUCCUCCGCUAUUGUUCUUCCAACGUUUCUGACUUCCCUUCUUCCCCCACCCAUUUCAAUCUUUCUCAGUUUGGACAUGGACAGUCUAAUCCCACAUACUUGAUGGAAGUUGGUUCAAAUGGAUCCGUUGUGAAGAAAUAUGUUCUUAGGAAAAAGCCUCCUGGGAAAUUGUUGGCUUCAGCUCAUGCUGUUGAAAGAGAGUUUCUGGUUCUCCAGGCUAUAGGCAAUAAUACCAAAGUUCCAGUUCCCCGAGUUUUAUGUUUGUGCAAUGAUCCAUCUGUUAUUGGAACAGCAUUUUAUAUUAUGGAGUAUUUGGACGGACGGAUAUUCUUUGAUCCCAAACUACCAGGUCUGUCAGCAGAGAGUAGGAGAGCAAUUUAUCGCGAAACUGCUAAGACCUUAGCUUCAUUACAUUCUGUUAACGUAGAUUCCAUUGGUCUUGGAAAUUACGGGCGGCGUAAUGAUUAUUGCAAAAGACAGAUUGAGAGAUGGGGUAAGCAAUAUGUGUCUUCAACCAGUGAGGGUAAACCUGCAAGCAACCCGAAAAUGUUUGCGUUGAUUGAUUGGCUACGAAAUCACAUCCCUUCCGAAGAUUCUUCUGGAGCAACAGCAGGUUUGGUUCAUGGAGAUUUUCGCAUUGACAAUCUUGUGUUCCAUCCUACAGAGGAUCGAGUAAUCGGUGUACUUGACUGGGAACUAUCUACCCUUGGAAACCAAAUGUGUGAUGUUGCAUAUAUCUUAAUGUCUUACAUUAAAGAUAUUGGGCAAGUAAAAGUACAGGAAGGUAUGGAACGUUCGGGAUUACCAGCGGGAAUUCCACCGCUACCAGAAUUUUUGGCUGAAUAUUGCUCUCUGGCAGGAAGAAAAUGGCCUGUUGCUGAAUGGAAGUUCUAUGUCGCCUUUUCUUUUUUCCGCGGAGCUUCAAUUUAUGCCGGAGUGUAUAAUAGAUGGGUUAAGGGCAAUGCAUCUGGCGGUGAGCGUGCUCGUUACACAGAAGUACUAGCUAAUGGCCUUAUUGAUGCUGCUUGGGAAUUUAUUGAACGUAAAUUUGUGCUUCCCGAGCGUCCUCCAUCAGGUGUAAAUGCGAAAGAGUUAGUAGUGAAGAGUAUCGAUACACAGGACCUCUCAAGUGAAGGGAGGUUUGCUCUUAGAAAAGAGGUUUUAGUGCUGAGGAAUAAAAUAGUUAAGUUCAUCGAGGAACACGUAUACCCCCUUGAAGACGAAUUCGCUAAACUUGCUCAUUCAGAAGCACGUUGGACUAUUCACCCAGCAGAGGAAAAAUUGAAGGAGUUAGCAAAGAAAGAAGGCUUGUGGAACUUAUGGAUUCCUGUUGAUAGUGCUGCAAGAGCGAAAAAAAUUCUAUUUGAUGGGAGCAAUAAUAAUCUUUCUACUGAUUCAAAUGACUUGUUGUUGGGUGCUGGUUUAACAAAUCUCGAAUAUGGAUACUUGUGUGAGUUCAUGGGCCGUUCUGUUUGGGCUCCACAAAUAUUUAACUGUGGUGCACCCGACACGGGUAAUAUGGAGGUUUUAUUGCGCAAUGGAAAUAAAGAACAAAUGCUUAAAUGGCUUAUUCCUUUGCUUGAGGGGAAGAUUAGGUCUGGAUUUGCUAUGACAGAACCACAAAUUGCAUCUUCUGAUGCAACCAAUAUUGAGUGUUCCAUAAAAAGGCAAGGAGAUUCAUAUAUUAUAAACGGGACUAAAUGGUGGACUAGUGGUGCUAUGGAUCCAAGAUGCAAGAUCCUCAUACUCAUGGGAAAAACUGACUUCAAUGCGCCGAGGCAUAAACAACAAUCAAUGAUCUUAGUGGAUCCUCAGACUCCUGGUGUUCACAUUAAGAGACCUCUGACAGUGUUUGGCUUCGACGACGCGCCUCAUGGACAUGCAGAAAUAGUAUUUGAGAAUGUUCGUGUGCCUGCCUCAAAUAUCUUAAUGGGCGAAGGACGUGGAUUUGAGAUCGCUCAAGCUCGGCUAGGUCCUGGAAGGCUGCACCAUUGUAUGAGACUGAUAGGCGCUGCCGAGCGAGGCAUGCAACUGAUGGCUCACAGAGCUCUUAGUAGGAAAGCUUUUGGGAAAAUGAUUGCUCAACAUGGCUCAUUUAUUUCAGAUUUGGCCAAGUGCCGAGUCGAGCUAGAGAAGACUAGGUUACUUGUGUUGGAAGCCGCAGACCAGCUUGAUCGAUAUGGAAACAAAAAAGCUCGAGGGAUAAUCGCAAUGGCUAAGGUAGCUGCACCACAAAUGGGAUUAAUGGUACUUGACAUGGCGAUUCAAGUGCAUGGAGCGGCUGGCGUAUCGUCUGACACUGUCCUGGCACAUCUGUGGGCAACCGCAAGGACGUUGAGAAUCGCUGACGGUCCGGACGAAGUUCACUUGGGUACCAUAGGCAAGCUAGAAUUAGAAAUACAAAGAGCCAAACUUUGA
Lathyrus sativus (Indian pea) is the source of this 2451-nucleotide messenger RNA. The record is from the annotation of a GenBank genome assembly. Lineage: Eukaryota; Viridiplantae; Streptophyta; Magnoliopsida; Fabales; Fabaceae.